Molecule: messenger RNA, 1289 nt
Organism: Helianthus annuus (common sunflower)
Lineage: Eukaryota; Viridiplantae; Streptophyta; Magnoliopsida; Asterales; Asteraceae
Product: flavonol synthase/flavanone 3-hydroxylase
Exons: 3
Coding region: 51-1163 (370 amino acids)
Molecular function (GO): dioxygenase activity
Source: RefSeq, a predicted model, not a curated record
AACCUUUUAACUCACAAACUUGUGAUCACACUCUUCAUCAAUCAUCAGACAUGGGAGAACUUGAUCCUACCUUCAUCCAAGAGCUCGAACACCGACCCAAACCCGCGGUAACCGAAGCCCAAGGAAUCCCGCAGAUCGAUCUAUCUGCUUUUGUAACCUCAUCUCCAGCUAACCCUAAUGCUCCAGAGAUACGUGAUUUGGUGGAUCAAAUCCGCGAGGCCAGCAGAGAUUGGGGAUUCUUUCAAGUGAUCAACCACGGGGUUCCUAUCGAGAGCCGUGAAAGGGUAUUUUCGGCUUCGAAGAGGUUUUUUGAUCUGUCGGUGGAGGAGAAGAGGAAGGUGAAACGAGAUGAAGUGAAUCCCUUAGGUUACUAUGAUACUGAACAUACGAAAAACGUGCGUGAUUGGAAAGAGGUUUUCGAUUUUACGGUGGAUCCUCCGCUGGUGAUUCCGGCUUAUGAGUCCGGUGAUGAAGAGACCUUCUUAGAGUAUCACAAUCAAUGGCCUCAACAUCCUCCAGAAUUAAGGGAGGCUUGUGAAGAGUACGUCAAAGACUUGAAAAAACUGUCAUACAAAUUACUGGAAUUGAUCUCUUUGAGCUUGAAUCUCCCUGCUAACCGGUUAGAGCCAUUUCUCAAGGACCAAACCACUUUCGUUCGGCUCAACCACUACUCACCUUGUCCCGCACCUGACUUAGCCCUUGGUGUCGGUAGACACAAGGACGCCGGUGCUCUAACCAUCUUGGCUCAAGACGAUGUAGGUGGUUUAGAAGUUAAACGGAAAACUGAUGGAGCGUGGAUCUUUGUCAAGCCUACACCAAAUGCUUUCAUUAUAAAUGUCGGGGACAUUAUUCAGGUAUGGAGCAAUGAUGCAUAUGAGAGUGUUGAGCACAGGGUGAGAGUGAACUCUACCAAAGAAAGGUUUUCAGUACCUUUUUUUGUGAACCCUGCACAUUACACCGUGGUGGAGCCGCUAGCGGAGUUGACGAAUGAGCAAAAUCCGCCAAAAUACAAGGGUUAUAACUGGGGCAAGUUCUUCGCAACGCGCAAGUAUAGUAAUUUCAAGAAACUUGAAGUCGAAAACAUACAGAUCUAUCAUUUUAAACAGCCCGAUGAGCGGAAGAUUGACGAUGUUGUUUCCCGUGUCGCGAAUGUUGUUAUAUAGGUAAGAAAAGACUAUGUUAUCUUUUCAUGUAUGAAAGAAGUUGUAGACCCUGUGUAGUUGUAACGUCGACACUAAUGAUCAAGGAGCCAAGAUUUGGGUCAAUAAUAAAAAUAUGUUUUUAUGGAU